Messenger RNA from Rhinichthys klamathensis goyatoka, 883 nucleotides. It is a transcript of the gene pxdc1b, whose product is annotated as PX domain containing 1b. Gene Ontology annotation, molecular function: phosphatidylinositol binding. The transcript has 5 exons. Bases 42 to 806 code for a protein of 254 amino acids. Lineage: Eukaryota; Metazoa; Chordata; Actinopteri; Cypriniformes; Leuciscidae. The record is from RefSeq and is a predicted model, not a curated record.
GAGAUAAUUUCUAUUUAAUGUGUUUAUGACACUAAUCAGUUAUGGCAGGUGUUGAUACGGAUUUCUUGCCUCACCUGAGCGUAACGUUAAAUGACUGCUGGGUCGUUGGGCUCGACCGCUUCGCUGUUGGUCCUGCUGGAGAAGAAGACGAGUUUUUCGAGAUUAGGACUGAAUGGUCUGAAAAAAGCAUAACAUAUCUGCGAAGGCGAUAUCACGAUUUAGUUAAACUUGUUAAGAAUUUGAGCAAAUCAUUUCCAGACGACAGAGGACGUUUGUUGAUGCUUGAUGCACUACAGAGGAUAAAGGAAGCAGAAGAAAAUAAUAAAGUUGAAACCAGGUUGGAUGAAGUGGAAAAAUUAUUGAGAAAUAUAAUCAAAAUGCCACAAAAGUUCUCUCAGUCUGAGGCAGUUCUUACAUUUUUCAAGACCUCACCUGUUGACUAUACCUUGAAAACCAUGUAUGAACCAAGCCAGCCUUUCAACAAGAGUCCUGUCACUGUAGCUGAUGUCAGAAGGGCCAAUGGGUUUUGUUUGGCCAAUACAGAAACAGUUAUUUUUGAUGCGUAUUUACUAGCAGAAGGAGCAGCAGAGCCUUAUUCAAAUUCUGAGAUAUGGAACAGAACGAGAAUUCAAAAUGGAAUCCGAUGUGUCAAGGAAACUGUACACAAACCUGGAAAGGACUUCAUGACUCCUGGUACCAAUGAAAGUAAAGAAGAUACAGACUAUCAACCUAAAAAAUCACAAAUUAACACUAGUAACUUGACCUACCUUCACCAACAAGCCAGUGAGACAGACAUCCUUGAAUGACAUAAUGCACUUGACUGUGUAAUUACAUCUUUCUAUUUGAAAAAUCUACAGAUAUUGUCAUUUGCUUUGUCUUAUAA